Molecule: messenger RNA, 664 nt
Organism: Photinus pyralis (common eastern firefly)
Lineage: Eukaryota; Metazoa; Arthropoda; Insecta; Coleoptera; Lampyridae
Exons: 5
Coding region: 1-597 (198 amino acids)
Cellular component (GO): cytosol
Source: RefSeq, a predicted model, not a curated record
AUGUGGAAAUCCCAAGUCGUGGUUAUAAGAUCUCUUGCAAUUACUUUAAUGGAGUCUAAGGAUGAAGAUGGAGUGUGUCUGGAUGGUUACAUUCAUCUCGAUAACUUGGAAAUAUUAGAAACUCUGUAUGGUAAUGCUAAUGAAUUAUGGAACAGAGCAAACUGUGAUAAGUGCUUUCAAAUGGACAACGGCACAUUAACAAACGUUUCAUCUGUCGAAACAACAACCUUUAAUGUAUUAUUUACUAACUUGACCGACUGUAUCAAACAGCCUGAUGUCAACGCAACUACAGUGUGCCAGAAUUGUGCGAAGCAAUACAAUGAAUUGAACAAGUUCUACAUUGCGAUCAGUUAUGAAAACAGAGGAGGUGUUUGUAUGGAUGUCGUCGAUGUGAUGAACGGAACUAGAGGAUAUUGGAGUAGUAAUUGCUGCAAAUUUAGACAUAGAAAUGAACUUGGUUUUAUUAUAUCUACUGUUUUUAUUUCGUUACUUACAAUUUUAUUUUAUAUUUUAACCAAAGUUUGCUCACAGAAGAGGGCUCCAGUUAUACUCAAACAAACUAGGUUCUCAGGAUCUUUUUGCAACAGUGCCAGUUGAUUUAAGUUGUGAUAUAGUUAAAUAUUCGAAAUGUUUAUAAUUGAAAUAAAUAUGUUUUUGAAAACAA